AAGUGUUGUCGUGUCUGGGUUUCUGCUUGGACUCUUCCCGCUAUUUUGUAGCUAGCUAGCUUUUGUCGAUUCCUCUUUAGUGGAAAGAGGCCGCCUACAUACAAGCAAGUAAUAACAUUAACACUCAUAUAGUCUACGUCCCUGGAGAGCCACUACAGCGUCGACGACUUCCGUUGUUUUAAAUUCCCUUCUGAAGUGGGAUCACGGUUCGUGUGUAAGCCUGGCUCUCUGUAUAAAACAGGAUGUCUAAAAGCGAAACAGAAGAGAUGAUAGAGAUUGAGAUUGAUGAGCGGGAGAAACAGGCAUGCCUGGAGGAAGGGGUUGAGGAGCAGACCAUCACGGCAUCAGAUUUGAUCCAACAAGAUAUAGACAUCAACGAGCCCAUUGGCAAUUUGAAGAAACUUUUAGAGCCCCGCAUCCAAAUAUCACUGGAUGCAUAUGAGAUCUGCUUGCAGGACAUUCAGCUUCAUCCCGAUCACAGCCUGUUUGAUCAGGGAGUCAAGACAGACGGCACAGUGCAGCUCAGCCUGCAGAUUAUAACCAAACCAGGUGAGGAGAAGUUGAAUAUUUUGGAAAUCGUGAAGCCGGUAGAAACAGUGGAGGUGGUGAUUGAUCCAGAUGCAGCAGGAGAGGAUGGAACUCUGGUAGAGGAGGGUCAGCUCAUUGCUGUGGAACGAUCUGCUCUGACAGAUGAGACGUCAGAGCAGGUGACACGCUGGGCUGCAGCACUUGAAGGCUACCGCAAAGAGCAAGUUCGCCUGGGCAUACCAUAUGACCCUGUGCUCUGGACAGCUGACCAGGUGAUUCACUGGGCUGUCUGGGUAAUGAAGGAGUUUAACAUUGAUGAGAUGGAAAUUGGCAGCAUUCACAUCCCAGGUCGAGAUCUCUGCUCAUUCAACCAAGAAGAGUUUCUUCAGAAAGUGCCGAAUGGAGAGAUACUCUGGAGUCACCUUGAACUCCUACGCAAAUAUGUGUUGGCAAGCCAGGACCAGUCUGGAGGGGACGCUACUGUCACCAUUGAUCAACCUGUGCAGAUAAUCCCGGCUCAAGUUAGCACACCCUCUGCCAUAAAGGUGUUAAAGCAGAAUCGUGCUCCGAGAACUCCCAGAAUUUCAGGAGAGGAGCGAAGCUCACCUGGCAACCGCACAGGCAACAAUGGUCAGAUCCAGCUGUGGCAGUUCCUGCUAGAGCUUUUGACGGACAAAGACGCAAGAGACUGCAUCUCCUGGGUGGGAGAGGAGGGAGAGUUUAAACUCAACCAGCCGGAGCUUGUGGCACAGAAAUGGGGGCAACGCAAGAACAAGCCCACGAUGAACUAUGAGAAACUCAGUAGAGCCCUCAGGUAUUACUAUGACGGGGACAUGAUCAGCAAGGUGCAGGGCAAGCGCUUUGUCUACAAGUUUGUGUGCGACCUGAGGACUCUGAUUGGCUACAGUGCGGCUGAGCUCAACAACCUGGUGACCGAGUGCGAACAGAAGAAGCUGGUCCGUAUGCAGAUGCAUGGCAUCGGCCAGCCCAUCACUACAGUGACCCUGUCCACGACACUAGACAAAGACAGUUAAAGGAGGAUGCUUUCCCAGCACUCUCCAGCUGCCACAGGCUAACUCUGUUCUCCACCACUGGUUGGAAAUGUAUUCAACUUCCUUCUUUUAGACACAGCUGUGUUGUUCCGGCACAGAAAAGCAAGGCUGAUUAGUGUGGAUUAACAAUUAUGUUUUCUUUACAGUUCGAUUCGACUUAGGCUGUGGCAGUUGGUUUUUUUUAUAGCUUUUCUUUAACUCUAACCAAGAGGAGAAGAGUGUUCAGGACAAGAGUUUGAAUGCCUGUGUAUUUUUUGAGUGCCUGUGUGUUUGGGACUGGAUGCUUGAACGUGUGACUGAAACCCUGUUGAGCUUUUUGUAAUGUGUCUCUUGUCUCUUGUCUUCACUGUAUAUACCAGUACUUCCUGUUUUUGAUUGCUGCAAGGACAAGUGUAUUUUCAUAUUUUCCAUUUAUAGAGACCCUGUUUUGUAUUUGAUUUAGUGUUUUUCCCUGAUUUGUUGGACCUUUUUUGUCCACAAGGGGGAAUAAAGUGUUAAGAUUUUUUUCUUAACAUUGGUAUUUCAGUCUUCUUGUUUUUAACUUUGAAAUGUGAAAUGCUAUAUUUCCAGUGCCUUUUAUAAAUCAGAGAUAUAAAGGGUGACAAACUGCAAAGAAACAUGUUGGUACAUUCAAAACUUUAUUCAUGUCAUAGUGGGUGUAGAAAGCAUUUUCUUACUCUAAGCAAAUGGUUCAUUUAACUACACAUAAAGGAAGGUCACUGAAUCUA
This is a messenger RNA of Notolabrus celidotus (New Zealand spotty), 2308 nucleotides long. It is a transcript of the gene gabpa, whose product is annotated as GA binding protein transcription factor subunit alpha. The record is from RefSeq and is a predicted model, not a curated record. Gene Ontology annotation, molecular function: DNA-binding transcription factor activity, RNA polymerase II-specific; sequence-specific DNA binding. Lineage: Eukaryota; Metazoa; Chordata; Actinopteri; Labriformes; Labridae. The transcript has 10 exons. Gene Ontology annotation, cellular component: nucleus. Gene Ontology annotation, biological process: cell differentiation; regulation of transcription by RNA polymerase II. Bases 243 to 1562 code for a protein of 439 amino acids.